Apaloderma vittatum (bar-tailed trogon) is the source of this 636-nucleotide messenger RNA. RefSeq names its product decaprenyl-diphosphate synthase subunit 2-like. Lineage: Eukaryota; Metazoa; Chordata; Aves; Trogoniformes; Trogonidae. The record is from RefSeq and is a predicted model, not a curated record. Gene Ontology annotation, cellular component: mitochondrion; transferase complex. The annotation marks the transcript as partial. Gene Ontology annotation, biological process: ubiquinone biosynthetic process; isoprenoid biosynthetic process. The transcript has 4 exons. Gene Ontology annotation, molecular function: prenyltransferase activity.
AUGAUUGAUCUUAUCAGUGGGACACCUUCCGUAGAAUGUGUGGAAAGGAACAGUAAAAUCGCCAGUGGAGAUGAGAGGAGGAGAGUGAUGGGUUCACCUGGGCCCCUGGCAGCAGUUGGGCGGCCAGAGCGAACACCCGGUGUGUUGGGUGCUGGUGGAGGCUCCCACUGGGGUAACUGGUGGAAGGGCUGGAAACUCUCCAGCUUGUUUGCUUCGGUCAUGAGCGGAACUGGUUUUGUGUAUGAUAGCCGAAAUAAUUUACAGAUGCGAGGUUUGGUCGUAUUGCUGAUUUCCAAAGCUGCUGGACCCAGCACGGCAGAACUCUCUUUUCAGCACAACAUGGUCAGUGGAAUUUAUUCCAGUCAAAGAAGUCUGGCUGAGAUUACUGAACUGAUCCACACUGCCUUUCUGGUGCAUCGUGGCAUAGUGAACAUCGGUGAGCUCAAGUCGUGCGACGGCCCGCUGAAGGAUAUGCAGUUUGGAAAUAAAAUGGCUGUUUUGAGUGGAGAUUUUCUUCUCGCAAAUGCUUGUACAAGCCUUGCGCAGUUACAAAAUACCAAGGUUGUGGAACUCAUUUCUAGUGCUAUUGGUGACUUAGUUCAAGGUAUAUAUUAUGAAAACUCAAAAUCAUCUGAG